AUGGCGGUCAAGGUCCUCUGGGCGCCUCCACGGAAUUCAGGUAAAUUCGACAAAUUUUACUUGAAGCUGAAGCGGGAGGUGGAAACCAUGGCUCACCUCCAUCAUCCACACAUUAUCAAUAUGAUUGCCUCAAAAGGCUGGGACAGUGAAGCUCCCAUGAUCUUCAUGGGCCUCAAGGACGGAACCGUGACUCAACUGUUCGAAAGUGAUCGUCCGCCUGAUACGACCACUGCCUAUCUCAUCAUCCACCAUGUACUACAGGCACUAGACUACCUUGCGAUAAAGAAUCUUGUACACCGCGACGUGAAGCCUGACAAUAUUUUCUUCGACAAGAUGGGUCAACGUGGCCAAUUUUGCUUCGUCCUCAGCGAUUUCGGCCUCAGCAACAACGCCAUCCAGGCAGAGACCCCAGCGGGGAGCCCCUUGUUCAUGGCACCAGAAAUGCUCACUUCGAACGAUCAGACAUCCAAAGUUGACGUCUGGUCGCUCUUCGUCACGAUGCUGUGGAUCCUAGAUAUCGAAGGCUUUCGCAAUGUUUCAACCGUAUUGUCAGGCAAAGGGAAAACCGUUCAGCAAUUCGUGUGUGAAAUGUCUCAGUACCCUUCCAUCUCGGGUAUUAGCGAAAUGGUGAGGGACAACCCGGUGGAGCGUGCCAGUGCCGCACACAUGCUUGUCAAAUGUUUCGAUGGGGACGGACUCAGCACACCGAGACGGAAGAUUAAGGCUCUACCAACUCCGACUCAGUCAGUAGCCGGCCAGUCGCAAGUCGUGGCGGCGUCAGCGGCAGGGUCACAAUAUAGCAUGGCUGAUCAGAGCCAACGACAGCCUGGGUACUCGGAAAAGAUGGACUGGCUACCGUCGGUGGCCGCUGCUGUUCAGCCAGAAAGAGCAAACUUUACGGACAAAUGCUGA
This is a messenger RNA of Hirsutella rhossiliensis, 912 nucleotides long. Its product is annotated as kinase. Lineage: Eukaryota; Fungi; Ascomycota; Sordariomycetes; Hypocreales; Ophiocordycipitaceae. The coding region runs from base 1 to 912 and encodes 303 amino acids. Gene Ontology annotation, molecular function: ATP binding; protein serine/threonine kinase activity. Gene Ontology annotation, biological process: protein autophosphorylation; autophagosome organization; peptidyl-serine phosphorylation. The transcript has 2 exons. The record is from RefSeq and is a predicted model, not a curated record. Gene Ontology annotation, cellular component: autophagosome; cytoplasm.